Messenger RNA from Zingiber officinale, 1457 nucleotides. RefSeq names its product ethylene-responsive transcription factor 1-like. Bases 68 to 1186 code for a protein of 372 amino acids. The record is from RefSeq and is a predicted model, not a curated record. Gene Ontology annotation, molecular function: DNA-binding transcription factor activity; DNA binding. Gene Ontology annotation, biological process: regulation of DNA-templated transcription; ethylene-activated signaling pathway. Lineage: Eukaryota; Viridiplantae; Streptophyta; Magnoliopsida; Zingiberales; Zingiberaceae. The transcript has 2 exons.
UCUAUAUAUAGCAACAUUCUCUCUCAGCGGUGUUUUUGAGAACAAAAAGGGGAGUCGGCGAUUGAAGAUGUGCGGAGGAGCGAUCAUCUCUGACUUAAUUCCGGUGGGUAGGCCCGCGUGGUGGCUAACUUCCGACUGCCUGUGGUCGGAUCUGAAGGAGGGCGGAGCUAGUGCGGCGGGGAAGAAGAAGAAGAAGAACGGCGGGUGGCGCUCGGCGGUGAAAGAUGACUUCGAGGAGGACUUCGAGGAGUUCGAGGAGGAGCUGAUGGAGUCUGAUGUGGAGGUAGUCAACCACAAGCCGCUUGCUUUCGCAUCCAAAGCUGCAGCAAAUGCACCACAUGCACUGAAACCAGUCGAAUUCAGUGGACCUGCAGCUAAGUGUGCCAAGAGGAAGAGAAAGACCCAAUACAGGGGGAUCCGACAGCGCCCAUGGGGAAAAUGGGCAGCUGAAAUUAGAGAUCCUUGUAAGGGAGUUCGUGUUUGGCUUGGAACUUUCAACACUGCCGAAGAAGCUGCAAGAGCGUAUGAUAAUGAAGCCCGUCGUAUCCGUGGCAAGAAAGCUAAGGUGAACUUCCCUGAUGAGACACCACCAGCUAUUCAAAAUCAUCCACUGAAAUUGAAUGCAACAAAAGUACGCGAGCCUAGCCAACCUGAGAAGUUCAACUUCAAUAAUCUUACCAAUUUCCUGAAUGAACCAGAUCAAGAUUUCUGUUCUUUUGACUUCCUUGAAGAGAAAGUACCUAUUGGACAAUCGUUCAUGAAUUCCUUCACCAAUAUGAAACAGUCUCUACCAACUGGGGGACCUGCAAACAAUUUACACUCUGAUCAACAAAGCAACUUUUUUGAUGGUUCCAACAAUAGCCGUGUUACCGAGGUUAAAACUCCUGAGAUCACAGCAUUUCUUGCUUCAAUCAUGACUGGAGCUGAUGAAAUGGCUUGCUUUCAAGGUUCCCCGCCGAAGAAACUGAAAAAUGAUGCUGGAGAACUAAUUCCUUCUGAUAACUCUGCACUCAAACUCUCUUUUUCCAAUCCCAUGAAUUCUGUGCAGGCGCCUUAUCCAUACAGUGGUAACUCAGACUUUCUAAGUAGUGAUGUGAUUCAGAAUAUAUGUGAUAUGGAUCUCUGGAACUUUGAAGAUCUCCUGUCAAUGCCAGAGAAUAGUGCCAAUGGACCUUAUACUAUGUAAAUAAGAAGCAAAUGUAAGUCAUCUUCUUCCAAUAGUGCCAAGGGACCUUAUACUAUGUAACUAAGAGGCAAAUGUAAGUCAUCUUCUUCCAUUUGAAUGGCUAAGCCAUUUUUUUUGCCUAAAGUAUUUAACAUUGUGAAAGAUGGUACCUCCCUUUUCCCCGUUUGUUUCAGGCAGCAAUGCUUACGGAGAUAAUGAGAAUCAGUUGUGUCAGCUACGGUUAACUGAUUAAACAUUUGAAUAUCCUAUUUUCGAAGGGGCUUGAUAUAUU